CCACCUGUACUGACCUGUGCUCUGGAGAGGGAUCCCCUUUCUAGACCGUCGGAUGCAGCCCCCCUACCCCCCCUGCAGCUAGUGUCUGGGCCCAGAACCCCACAGUAGGCCCGUUGCACCGCUGUCAUCACAUCCCCACUGCCUAGCUCCACCCCAGACCUGGGAACUCCGUCCCCUCUGACCCAUUGUCCCUGGGGCCAGCCCCAGGCUGACCGCUGGCUGCGCCCUUCCCUCGCUCCCAACUGGUGAGUCUUCCCCGGCAAACGUGCCGCGACCUGGAAUGCAGCCGGCUGCGAGGGCGGCCAUCAGGGAUGUGGUGGGCCGCGACAUGCUGGCCGUCGACCUCCGCUGCAGCCUCUUCGCCUCGGCCCUGCAGAGCUACAAGCGCGACUCUGUGCUGCGGCCCCUUCCCGCGUCCUAUGUCCACCACGACUGCAAGGACUUUGAGGCCCUGCUUGCAGAUGCCAGCAAGUUACCCAACUUGAAAGAACUUCUCCAGUCUUCUGGAGACAAAGACACACGGUCCUGGGACCUGGUGAGCUGGAUUUUAUCCUCAAAGGUCAUGACAAUCCACAGUACAGGGAAGUCAGAGUUUGAAAAGAUCCAAAAGCUGACUGGUGCUCCUCACACACCUGUCCCGGUGCCGGACUUUCUGUUUGAAAUCCAGUAUUCUGACCCAGCGAAUGCCAAAUUUUAUGAGACCAAAGGAGAACGAGACCUAAUCUAUGCCUUCCAUGGGAGCCGCCUAGAAAACUUCCAUUCCAUCAUCCACAAUGGCCUGCACUGUCACCUGAACAAGACUUCCUUGUUUGGAGAAGGGACCUACCUCACCAGUGACUUGAGCCUGGCCCUCAUUUAUAGCCCUCACGGCCUUGGGUGGCAGCGCAGCCUCCUGGGCCCCAUCCUCAGCUGCGUGGCUGUGUGUGAGGUCAUUGACCAUCCAGAUGUCAAGUGCCAAACCAAGAAGAAGGAUUCCAAGGGGAUAGAUCGCAGGAGGGCGAGGAUUAAGCACAGUGAAGGGGGAGAGAUCCCUCCCAAGUACUUUGUGGUCACCAAUAACCAGCUCCUGAGAGUGAAGUACCUGUUGGUGUACUCACAGAAGCAGCCCAAGAGCAGGGUUUCCAGCCAGCUCUCCUGGUUUUCCAGCCAUUGGUUUGCGGUCAUGAUAACCCUUUAUCUACUGCUGCUGCUCAUAGUGAGUGUCAUCAACUCCUCAGCUUUCCAACACUUUUGGAAUCGCGUGAAGAGAUAACCUUUCUGGGCCUGGUGUGAGGGCCACCUCGGCCAUGUGCCUUAUGAUCACUUUUCUCCGUCCCCCCUACACCCCACGUCUCACUGGGCUGUGCGUGGGGGUCGGUAUGGGACCAUUGGAUAAUUUCGUAUGUCGUAAAUGUAUUGAUUGCCUUUGAUGAUGCUCCAGGCCACAUUUUGGUCAGGGGGGCCCACUGGACCCAUAUUCUUAAGUGUUGUUGGGGAGCCCUCCUGUCUGCUCCUUCUUAAACAUUCUUAGGGAGUUGACUUCUCAGCUAGGGCCAAAGGAAAAAGUCCUGCUGCAUUUAAAAACAGCAUGUCCAAGCUGUCAGUGGUGUGUUUACAAUUGCUCCUGGCAGACGCUGGCCCUUUUCUCUAAUGCCUUCUGGAAGGCGGAAAAUGUGUAGUGGGGACUAUAAAUCACGAGGCGGUUGCCUUGUUUUGACUUGAGACACCCCAGAGGAACAGUCAUGUUUCUCAUAAAAAUCAGUGGGAUUGUUUUUGAAUUCCUUCAGCCUUUGAAUGUGAGUGCAAAACAUUUUCACAGUUUUCGCAAAUCAACAGACAGCCUUCUGCUACAGCUGUAACCAUCCCCCUCCCCCCAGCAUGGAUAAGAAUGGAGUCAGACACCUGAUUUAAAAAAAAUGAACUGAACAAUGAGCAAGUCAAAUUGUCUUUUUCUAAAAAUUACCAGCUGAUGAUUACAGCUGAAACGGAACCAAUUGUUUGUUUUCUGAUUUUUUUUUAAAUGACUAUUUGAAAAAUUAGUCUUUGUGAGCUGAGGAUAAGGGGAAAUUUCUAAACCUAGAGCACCAUUUGGCCAGCGUCCACCUUCUCUUUCCUGGCUGCAUUUGAGAGAAAGAGAUUUGAGCCGCAGGCCUGCCUCCUCUUCUUGAUCUCACGAAGCUGCCUUGACUGUGGCCCGCCAGCCACAAGUGCCAUGCUGCAGGCCUUCUGUGGGCAGGUCGCCUUGGGACAGGCCUGCCUUAGUGCCACAGAUGUGCAUGAAACUGUGUCCCCCUCAGAGGGAACGAAGGUCCUUGGGACUCAGCCUGGGCGUUAAAUGAUCAGGAAACUUCUGUGGCUGCCCAGAGAGCCACUUCUGCUGUAUUUUCUGCCCCCUUCUCCUUCAGAAUUUCAGCCAUAACAGAACACUGUCUGAUUUGGGG
Molecule: messenger RNA, 2420 nt
Organism: Condylura cristata (star-nosed mole)
Lineage: Eukaryota; Metazoa; Chordata; Mammalia; Eulipotyphla; Talpidae
Gene: PARP16
Product: poly (ADP-ribose) polymerase family, member 16
Exons: 6
Coding region: 281-1252 (323 amino acids)
Biological process (GO): endoplasmic reticulum unfolded protein response
Cellular component (GO): endoplasmic reticulum tubular network; nuclear envelope; intracellular anatomical structure
Molecular function (GO): NAD+ poly-ADP-ribosyltransferase activity; kinase binding; protein serine/threonine kinase activator activity
Source: RefSeq, a predicted model, not a curated record